UUCUCAAUACAACAACUGUUUAAAAUUUCACACACAAAAUGAGUCUCCCAUUGAAGAGCAAACUUUUGUUGGUUCCCAUUACACGCCGCAGUGCGCCCAUCGGUCAAGCCCAGAGGAUGUGCCUCGGAGCUGGAGUCGGAGUCGGAAUCGGUGCCCAGCUGCAGCACGUGCGUCGUCAUGCGGCCAUUUGUGGACCGCCGCGCUUUCCAAUGUCCGCGGCUCAGAAGUUAAUCAUGGGCGGGGGAUCGAUCCUGGUCAUGAUGAUUAUUCCGUUUUGGGCACUGUUUCAAAUGCCGCGUUGGUCGGCGAAGCACAAUAAUCGUCCGUAUGGUGAUGAGGCUGAGGAAGUUCCACCUGAGGAAUAAAUAAAUCCCCUUAUUACAUGCUGAAAACAUUUACAAAAAACAACACAAGAAACACAAAAAACGGUGACUUCUCAAGACACUUUUUACUGGCGUUGCAAACUCAACAAUGUUUUAUGUUUGAAAUAUCUACGAUUCUCCUCUCUCCUAACACAAAAUGAUACUCUGUGCAACAGCGUGGCAUACAAACAUUAAAAUAGACACUCACACAUACACCUAACAAAAUGUAAAUAUUUUAUUACACAAAUAAAUGGUAAUUGUUAAAUGAUGUGUCUAAAUCAA
This is a messenger RNA of Drosophila grimshawi, 644 nucleotides long. RefSeq lists its product as uncharacterized. The record is from RefSeq and is a predicted model, not a curated record. Bases 39 to 365 code for a protein of 108 amino acids. Lineage: Eukaryota; Metazoa; Arthropoda; Insecta; Diptera; Drosophilidae. The transcript has 2 exons.